This is a messenger RNA of Candidula unifasciata, 561 nucleotides long. NCBI's taxonomy places the organism in Eukaryota, Metazoa, Mollusca, Gastropoda, Stylommatophora, Geomitridae. The record is from the annotation of a GenBank genome assembly.
AUGGGAAACAUGGGAGAUGGUGGAUGGGAAAUCUGCGAUGAUCCAGACGUCAGGCCCAGACCUCCUUGUAUCAUAUACUCGUUUGGGAUCAGCAACGACUUUUCGUUCGAUGACGACGCGUCACGAGUGUAUGGCUGUCACGUGUAUUCAUUUGACCCCAGUAUGACGAAAUUUGCGGACAAAGUGGAGAGAUCAAAGCUCGUGCACUUCUAUAAAAUAGGACUCUCUGACAAAAGUACAACAGCUAGCAACCAAUGGAAAAUGAAAACUCUAGCAGACAUCAGGACCAUGUUGGGACAUAACAAUGUCACUAUUGACAUUAUCAAGAUGGACAUUGAAUCUUCUGAAUGGUCAUCGCUGCCAGAGAUGAUCAAGUCCGAAUACCACGUAGUUGAUAAUUCGCAAGGUUAUCUAUUGCCAAAACUUCAAACCAUCCAGGCUGUUGAGCAAGCUGGCUUUCAGAAAUACUACGUGCACAAGAAUCCAGCUUGUGCGAGGAAAGUUCCAGGUUAUCCGAUUGCCAGAACAUCCUGUUAUGAGGUGCAUUACAUUCGUAGGUGA